This is a messenger RNA of Aphidius gifuensis, 1464 nucleotides long. RefSeq names its product COP9 signalosome complex subunit 6 (gene CSN6). Bases 239 to 1297 code for a protein of 352 amino acids. Lineage: Eukaryota; Metazoa; Arthropoda; Insecta; Hymenoptera; Braconidae. Gene Ontology annotation, biological process: protein deneddylation. Gene Ontology annotation, molecular function: metallopeptidase activity; protein binding. Gene Ontology annotation, cellular component: COP9 signalosome. The record is from RefSeq and is a predicted model, not a curated record. The transcript has 5 exons.
UCAAAAAUCGACCAUUUACCCAUCACUGCAUCCUUGUAUAUCCCUGCAGACUUUUAUCUGUAUGCAUUAUAAAUUUAUAAAUUUAGUAUACAAUCGGUAAAUACAUAUCUGAUAAGGGUCAGUUGAAUUAAAAGACACUCGUUUCGAUAAAAAUAGUGUACUGAAUGUAGAAAAAAGUUUCCAUUCAUAAAAGACAGUAUAUUAAAGGCAAAGUUGUCAAGUAGAUGAGAAAUUAAAAAUGAGUGAAGCAAAAGAUAACCCUAAUCAGAUGGAGGUUGAUGAGAAUAAUGUUGGUCCUGAGGCACCAAUGGAAGUUGUAGGUGACGGAAAAGUGUUUACACCAUUACUUUUGACCAGUACUUUUGCAAAUAGUACACAUCGAGUUAUGGCAUCUUCAGGCACCGUUGGAUCAGUUUCUAUAAGUCUUCAUCCGCUUGUUAUAAUGAAUGUUAGUGAACAUUGGACGAGACUUCGGGCACAAGAAGGCAGUGAUCAACUUGUUUACGGUGCACUAAUUGGCAAACAAAAAGGCCGUAAUAUUGAGAUAAUGAAUUCAUUUGAACUACUUUUUACUACCAUUGGUGAUGAUAUUAUUAUUGACAAAGACUACUACAACUUAAAAGAGGAACAAUUUAAACAGGUUUUUAGUGAGAUGGACUUUUUGGGAUGGUACACGACUGGUGAGAUACCAAAUGAGAGAGACAUCAGUGUACAUAAACAGCUAUGCGUUAUCAAUGAAAGUCCUGUUCUCUUGAAACUCGAUCCCAGACCAAAAAAUACUGAUCAAUUGUCGGUAUCAAUGUACGAAUCCGUUAUUGAUUUGGUUAAUGGGGAAGCCACCAUGCUUUUUGUUCCACUAACUUAUACGUUGGCAACUGAAGAAGCUGAAAGAAUUGGGGUUGACCAUGUUGCCCGUAUGUGCAGCAAUGAUUCCAAUGAAAGUUCGCUAGUUGUUGAGCACCUAAUGGCUCAACAUAGUGCCAUUAAAAUGUUGUAUCAACGAGUCAAACUUAUUUUGGCGUAUCUGCAAGCAGUUGAAGCUGGAGAAUUCAAAGGAAAUCAUGAGAUUUUAAGAGCAGCAAGAUCACUUGCACAUCAUCUACCUGUUCUCAAUAGUGAAAAAUUCAAAUCUGAGUUCUACAAUCAAUGCAACGACUUCAGUCUUAUCACUUACCUGGGAAUCAUCACUAAAGGAUGCAAUGACAUGAACCAGUUCGUCGGCAAAUUUAAUUUUUUAUAUGAACGAGCUGGUAUUGGUCCUGCACAUACAAGACGCAUCCGGAAUUUAUUCUUCUAAAAAUUUUUUACUUAAAGUUAUUAAUUUAUAAAAAAAAAAUUCUGUUGAAACAAUUCAAAUAUUUCAGAAAUUGAAGGAUUUGUAUCAUUCAAGUUAUCUUGUAUCGAUAUAUAAAUAGGUAUUGAUGAUUAAAUAAAUAAGUUUAGAAGAAACUUUUUUUUUUUUUA